Bursaphelenchus xylophilus (pine wood nematode) is the source of this 827-nucleotide messenger RNA. NCBI's taxonomy places the organism in Eukaryota, Metazoa, Nematoda, Chromadorea, Rhabditida, Aphelenchoididae. The record is from the annotation of a GenBank genome assembly.
AUGUGUAAGUUUCGACAACAUACUAUGUUGCCCUGCAUGUUUGAAAUUCACGAUUUUUUUGGAGCUUAAAAAAUUUUUUUGUCAUCAUAUUUUUUCUGAUAUUAUCCUUGAGAUUAGUUAUUUUUUUGAAUGAAAUUUCAAUUUUUUUCUGGGAAAAUUUUGAAAUUUUUGGUCAAAAACGACAGGGUAUGCAUUGAUUUUAAUUUUUAUUUCCAGCUCGACCACCAGGAGUGCUUCCGAACAGGCCGGGCGAGCCGGAAUUCAAGAUCAAGGCCGAGCCCGAUGGGCCCAUCGAAUUCAAGAGCAACAAGAUCACCGAGGGACCCGUCGUGUACGAAAUGAAGCUCAGUAAUCCAACUGCCAAGCGUCAGACUUUCAAGGUAGCGGCUGGAGCGGGUCUUUGUGGUGUUAAAAAUGAGUUAAAAAUGGGAUUUUUUGUAAAAAAAUAUUUUUUUUGAGCAGAAAAAGCAAUUUUUUGCGUUUUUUUUGUCACCAAAGUUUUGUUACCUCCCAAUUCUCCUCCUCAUUUUCUCUCUUCUUUUCAGUGCAAAUGCACGUCGACCGAUUUCUUCCGUCUGAAUCCGCCCCUCGGCUUCAUCAGUCCCAACGAAACCGUCACGCUGAGAAUUUUCUUCCAGUCCAAGACCAUCCCCAAAGGCGUCCACUUCAUCGCCAUCUACCACAUGCCCAGCGACGAGACCGCGAAGCCGGUGCGCGAGAUUUGGAGCGCGGACGCGAAGCCGGAGGGUGUCCGCCGAUUCCGCUGCCAUUUCCUCAAGGAAGACGGCACUGCCCAUGAGCCUGAAGAAAAAGUCAAUAAAGAAUGA